GCGUGAGACCCGCCCGCCUCUCGUCAUUGGUCGAGACUCCUGAGCCGUUGGCUCCCAGGCCCGCCUCUCCACCGCCUCUCACUUUUCCCAGGGCGGAUGCGCCUGCGCUCAGCUGCCUGGGCGGGCUGGGAGGCGCGGGUUGAAAAGUCUCGUUCCAAGUUUGGAGAGAGAGAGAAGAGCGUCUCAGACCUCGGUACCCGCGAGCGGGGAGGAGGCAGCAAAGAAAGACGCGGUGUCUGGGGAGUCCCCAGGCCGCAAGCCGGAGCUCAGGCUUCGACAAUUAGGAGAGUGUGACGUGCCUGGGAAAGGCAGGAGCGCCAGCGGUCCGGCUACUCUAUUGAGGGGAGUCCGAGGCGGCGACGAGGGGCGAACAACCCGACGCAAGAUGGCGAGUAAAGAGAUGUUUGAAGAUACUGUGGAGGAGCGUGUCAUCAAUGAAGAAUAUAAAAUCUGGAAGAAGAAUACACCAUUUCUGUAUGACCUGGUUAUGACCCAUGCUCUUCAGUGGCCCAGUCUUACCGUUCAGUGGCUUCCUGAAGUGACUAAACCGGAAGGAAAGGAUUAUGCCCUUCAUUGGCUAGUGCUGGGGACUCAUACAUCUGAUGAGCAGAAUCAUCUGGUGGUUGCUCGAGUACAUAUCCCCAAUGAUGAUGCACAGUUUGAUGCUUCCCAUUGUGACAGUGACAAGGGUGAAUUUGGUGGCUUUGGUUCUGUAACAGGAAAAAUUGAAUGUGAAAUUAAAAUUAAUCAUGAAGGAGAAGUAAACCGUGCUCGUUAUAUGCCGCAGAAUCCUCACAUCAUUGCUACAAAGACACCAUCUUCUGAUGUGUUGGUUUUUGACUAUACAAAACAUCCUGCUAAACCAGACCCAAGUGGAGAAUGUAAUCCUGAUCUUAGGUUAAGAGGUCACCAGAAGGAAGGCUAUGGUCUUUCCUGGAAUUCUAAUUUGAGUGGACAUCUCCUAAGUGCAUCUGACGACCAUACUGUCUGUCUGUGGGAUAUAAAUGCAGGACCAAAGGAAGGCAAAAUUGUGGAUGCCAAAGCGAUCUUUACUGGCCACUCAGCUGUUGUGGAGGAUGUGGCCUGGCAUCUGCUGCACGAGUCAUUGUUUGGAUCUGUUGCUGAUGAUCAGAAACUUAUGAUAUGGGACACCAGGUCCAAUACCACCUCCAAACCAAGCCAUUUGGUGGAUGCGCACACUGCUGAGGUCAACUGCCUCUCCUUCAAUCCCUACAGCGAGUUCAUUCUAGCAACCGGCUCUGCGGAUAAGACCGUAGCUUUAUGGGAUCUGCGUAACUUAAAAUUAAAACUCCAUACCUUUGAAUCGCAUAAAGACGAAAUUUUUCAGGUCCACUGGUCUCCACAUAAUGAAACUAUUCUGGCUUCAAGUGGUACUGAUCGCCGCCUGAAUGUGUGGGAUUUAAGUAAAAUUGGAGAAGAACAAUCAGCAGAAGAUGCAGAAGAUGGGCCUCCUGAACUCCUGGUACACUUUGGCUUUCUUAUGGAAGAUGAAUGUCAUAGGCAGAUUGGAUUGUCAUUGAUCCAUAUAUCUCAAAAAUGAGCCAGAACUUCACAUUCUAGCUGUUGUAGAUGAUUUCAAAAUGAGGGUUCUGGAGGUUAUCGUGAUUGGGCCUUAACAUUUACCAAAACUACUAAGUGGAGCCAGUAAGCUUUUACAUAUGUUUCACUGAGAGUACGUUGAGGACCUGAAAGAUAGUGUGUAGUAAUUUCUCACUGAUUUUAACUGUAAUAUAUCUGAGGGUUGGGGGUGAGCAUAAUUCCUCUUCAGUUAACAAUAUUUAACACUUUCCAAAAGGAUGGGGAAAAGUUUUAAUGACCUGA
Molecule: messenger RNA, 1842 nt
Organism: Otolemur garnettii (small-eared galago)
Lineage: Eukaryota; Metazoa; Chordata; Mammalia; Primates; Galagidae
Gene: RBBP7
Product: RB binding protein 7, chromatin remodeling factor
Exons: 10
Coding region: 386-1561 (391 amino acids)
Biological process (GO): regulation of gene expression
Cellular component (GO): NuRD complex; ESC/E(Z) complex; nucleus
Molecular function (GO): histone binding
Source: RefSeq, a predicted model, not a curated record